Molecule: messenger RNA, 1411 nt
Organism: Myotis brandtii (Brandt's bat)
Lineage: Eukaryota; Metazoa; Chordata; Mammalia; Chiroptera; Vespertilionidae
Gene: FJX1
Product: four jointed box 1
Biological process (GO): cell-cell signaling
Source: RefSeq, a predicted model, not a curated record
GGCGAGCUAGCCAACCGCAGCCGGGAGGAGCUGGUGGACCUGGUGCAAUGGACCGACUUGAUCCUCUUUGACUACCUGACGGCCAACUUCGACCGGCUCGUCAGCAACCUCUUCAGCCUGCAGUGGGAUCCGCGCGUCAUGCAGCGCGCCACCAGCAACCUGCACCGCGGCCCCGGCGGGGCGCUGGUCUUUCUGGACAACGAGGCGGGUUUGGUGCACGGCUACCGGGUGGCGGGCAUGUGGGACAAAUACAAUGAGCCGCUGCUGCAGUCGGUGUGUGUGUUCCGAGAGCGGACAGCGAGGCGCGUCCUGGAGCUGGAAAUGCGCCUCUACCAGCACCACGAGCCUCGCUUCCCGGAGCUGGCUGAGCUCGCCCAUCCCCAUGCUCAGCUACUACAGCGCCGCCUCGACUUCCUUGCCAAGCACAUUUUGCACUGUAAGGCCAAGUACGGCCGCAGACCUGGGACUUAAUAUCACCGUGAGGAAGAGAGAGCGAGCGAGAGAAACCCCUGGCCGGGGAAAUGGAUGAUGGGGGAAGGGCUGUCGCCUCUGCCACCGCCUGGGACCAGCCAGCCAACGCCCUGCCAGUGGCUUGAGCAAGAAGGCUGCUGAAAACUUCAGUUUCACCUACCUGCCCCCUUUCUCUCUGUCUCAAAGCUGUUUCCUUUCAAAGUUCUGGGAGAACUCACCCAGGUGAGAAGUAUAACAUCCCCUCCACCCGGCUUAUAAAAGCGUUCUUCCCUGUGGCAGCAGGGAGUUUGAAUCGGGAGAAACUGGCUAGCCCUUCCCCCCCCCCCCCCCCCCCCGUGGCUGUCUCUGUGGGAGAUGCCUCCUUAUUCCUCGACCUCCUCCUCUUUCCCAAAAAGGGAAACUUCUAUUUGAGCCUUUGAGCUCAUUCUGCAGUUUUCUACCAAACGCAGCGCUGGCGGCCAGAGGCGGCUGUGACAUUGGCUGGUGGAGCCCCCUUCCUGUGUUCUCCCUUUGUUCCAGCUGGUGAUGGUGAGAUCACUGUUAAGAGCUGGGGAACGGAUCCGGAUAAGACAAAGAGAUCAGGACCUCCAGAACCUGGGGAGCCCUGCAGACUCUGUGUAUCUGACUUGUUCUUUACCGCUUGUCAUUUUGGCCUGAAGGCUGCAAGUGUGGGACUGGCUGGCUGUGUGCACUGAAUCACAUAAUGCAUUUCUAACCCCCUUUCCCCCAAUCGACCAAAAUUUUGACAAUGAUGAUGUUCACCAGAAGAAGAAAAAAAUCAGUUUCAUGCACUUUACUUUGUUUUUAUUUUAAUUUUGUAUUGAGAAAAAAAACUUUUUUAUUUGACAAAAUUUGCCUACUAUGUAUAUAUGUGAUAAAGUGUGGUGUAAAUAUACUAAACAAACUUAUAUUUCAAUAAAAGGGAGUUUAAAAUUUAGAA